CAACCUUAUCCUCCAAAUGUUCCAAAUUGCCAUGUCUUCUAAAUUUUCAUGCGCCAAAAAAUAAACAAAACAAAAAAGAGAGGAAAAAAAAAACAUGGCAACAAAUUUUCUCUCAACUGCAAACCCUUUUCAUCUAGCAUCUUCAUCACAAUCCUCAAUAUCCUCUACAUCAUCACAUGUUUACACCAAUCCAAUCAAAUGCAAUGUGAAAAGACAAUUAACUCUUUGUAAAGUAGUUAAUCCAAGUGUGACAAAAAGAGGCAUAUCUAUAAGUUUUGUUACUAGUUUGGUUCUUUCAUUGACUGGUAAAGGUUUGUUUGAUGCUAAUGCAGCAAUACUUGAAGCUGAUGAUGAUGUUGAACUUUUGGAAAAAGUAAAGAAAGAUAGAAAAAAGAGACUUGAGAAACAAGGUGUCAUCAGUUCUUCUACCAAAGAAACAGGGUAUCUUCAGGACUUGGUGUACAAAUUGAGUGAAGUUGGUCAAGCAAUUGAGAAAAAUGAUCUAACUUCAGCUGGUUCUGUCUUAGGAAAAGGCAAGGAUACUGAUUGGGUCCAAAAAGCAAAUAUAGCUUUGAAUAAGCUGAGUUCCAGUCCUGAAGAGCAAUCUGAGGUGGACGCUUUCAAUUCUUCACUUGCUUCAUUGGUUUCAUCAGUUGCUCAGAAUGAUGCGGAGUCCUCCAAAAUUGCCUUUGUGUCUUCAGCUGCUGCAUUUGAGAAGUGGACCUCUUUGACAGGGCUUGUUGGUAAACUUAAAGGACUUUGAACAUUGAGUGAAGCUACACAAAUUUUAUUUCAUCUUAUAUAUAGAGAAUUCCAUUAAUUUUCCCUUCCGGGUCACCAAAUUGUGGUGUCUUGGAGCAGUUCCAUCACAGCUUUAUCUAGGAAAGACCAACAACCUCAUCUUUCACAGCUCAUGAAGUUUGAGUUCAGGUGUAAAUUGUCUCGCGCAAAAUUGUAAUUGUAAUGUAUUGAGAAUUUGACUACAUGUCUUAUUGUUGUUCACAGAACAGUGCAGAUGGAAAGAUUUUCAUCCAAACUUUGGUCAUUAAUGAUUAAAACUAUUGUUAUCGUUGUUAUGAAUUGAAAUAAACAGCCAUAAUUCCAAAAACACAGAAA
This is a messenger RNA of Trifolium pratense (red clover), 1116 nucleotides long. RefSeq names its product thylakoid lumenal 16.5 kDa protein, chloroplastic. Gene Ontology annotation, biological process: photosystem II repair. The coding region runs from base 95 to 763 and encodes 222 amino acids. The transcript has 4 exons. NCBI's taxonomy places the organism in Eukaryota, Viridiplantae, Streptophyta, Magnoliopsida, Fabales, Fabaceae. The record is from RefSeq and is a predicted model, not a curated record.